This is a messenger RNA of Aspergillus melleus, 1911 nucleotides long. RefSeq lists its product as uncharacterized. The transcript has 3 exons. Lineage: Eukaryota; Fungi; Ascomycota; Eurotiomycetes; Eurotiales; Aspergillaceae. The record is from RefSeq and is a predicted model, not a curated record. The coding region runs from base 1 to 1911 and encodes 636 amino acids.
AUGUCUGACUCGAGCGCCACAGACCUCGCAGCCACCAUCAUCGCAGCGGCCGCUCUUUCCAUAUCGUCAAUCGCCCUAUUGAUCGCCAUCGGUCAAAUUACUCAACAGUAUAUCUCCACAGCAGAAGGCUACCGGCGAUGUCAAUCCCCCGUAAUGGGCGCGUGGGCCCAAGGGACCAGAAAGCGCUUCAUCCCGCGAGAAGUGCGAUUUCAAACCGUCUACCAGAGUCCGCAUCUCUCGUUGGAAUCACCGACCGGACUGCCUGAGGGGAAGUAUUUCGUCGGUAGCGACAAGCUGCCAAACCAGCAACGAUAUCUUGAAUAUCGAAAAUCUCAUAAAUGGCGAUUUCUGCUCGAUCGGAGACAUGACAGCUCUCCUCCUAGCCUAAGGGCGUCGUGGCUGGGGCUUUUGGAACAGUUAAGGGUAUACCAAGGUGCUGUUUAUGGGAGUCUGGCGUCACAGAAACUCGGGCUAGGAAACGAGAAGAAGGGGACGGCAGAUGUUGAGGCGAGGAUAUGGGACCUGAGUUCCUCCAACCUGAACGCAUGGUUCACAGCACUGAAGACUGAUUCGCAAUCCGAGUGGAUGACACUUCCAGCGGUCGAAGUGACCGAGUUCGCAUGGGACUUCAUGCCGCCUGAAGCCCUACGCCCCUUCGCCAGCAUCUCUCUAGGCGAUCUACUCGCUAUUGGCCAUCGGAUCGGCCUAGACUGGACGGCAGUUGACCCUCUACAGGGGAUUCUCCAGGCACAGGAUGACAACGGCAACAUCAUCAGCUCCAGUGACAUCCGUGGCCUAGGCACUUUGAUCACAUUCUUCCACGACGAACGGGAUCGUGGAAACCAAUCUGCCUAUACAAACGCAUUUAUGCCCAUUCCCACCACAGCUGCCGACAAACUGGCCUUCGGCAUCAUCCCCGGCGAUCAGCGGCUUGGGUUGAAUGACGUCCUGGCUACCACAGACUCAGAUUGUCUAGAUUACAUAGCCUCGCUAGACCCAGAGGCGCGACGAAUAAUGAACAAUAGUUUCAAGACACCCGACCCUCACAAAACCGGCUUCGACCAGCUCAUGUCCUUGAUCUCGCCGUGUCUUCUCCUGCCUAACUGCCGACUGAUCCGCGUGCGACUGCCACAUCGCACAGCCGUAUAUGGCGCCCUCUACGUAAUGGAAGCCUAUGUAGUAUUCCGGGAGCGCGUGAAGGAGAUAAUAGCCAGCACCAGCAUCAGCGCCGCAUCCCCAGACCUACAAGACAACGCCAAAUGGAUCUGGGAUCGAUGGCAAGAGAUCGCCAACGAGAUCCACGGCGCCUUCGAGCCAGCCAUCAUAGUCGAAAAAGCCGAUCCCGUCAUCCUCGCCGCUACGAUGUCUCGAGUCCACAACCAAUGUACUGCGCGACUAGAGGUCUGGACCAAGACAUUCCUGCAGGAUAUCGACGACGUCUUGGAACAAGUCGAAUCGAACUACCGCCCUUCUCCGGACCGUCAACCAGUCCGGGAACUUGUGCGCGUGCACAUGCUCCAAGCCAACAAGAUCUGGGGUUCAGCGACCGAUCAUAUCGCCCAGGGAAAGGCGGCGAAAAUGUACGGUCUUGAGAAGAUGGGCUGGCCGGAGGGGCCGAUUUACUGCCAAAUGAUAAACCAUCAACUCGACAACGCUCCCCCCAUUGCAAAGGAAGUCGUCCGCCGCGUCAUCAGUCCCAGCCGCAUUCACCAGAUCGAAACCUCCCCUUUGAGACCAAAGAUCCAGGACUUUGAAGAGAGCGUGAAAGCAGCCUGGUAUAUCUUGAACUUUCGUGCGCUUAUCUUCAAUCGCUCGCAUAUCUUCCAGAACCCGGCGCGUGCAGGUGGAAGACCGUAUAAGUUGAUCCCGGCGGAAUGGUGUAAUAGUAAGAUGCCGAUUUAUAUUGGAUAG